Molecule: messenger RNA, 1294 nt
Organism: Nasonia vitripennis (jewel wasp)
Lineage: Eukaryota; Metazoa; Arthropoda; Insecta; Hymenoptera; Pteromalidae
Gene: TfIIFbeta
Product: general transcription factor IIF subunit 2
Exons: 6
Coding region: 225-1037 (270 amino acids)
Biological process (GO): transcription by RNA polymerase II; transcription initiation at RNA polymerase II promoter
Cellular component (GO): transcription factor TFIIF complex
Source: RefSeq, a predicted model, not a curated record
UCACGCGUGACGGCCUUUUGGAGCACGCUGGACGGUCCUGUGACCACACUGUGACCGCAUAAUGUUAUCUGGGUAUUUAUCGCGAAACCCGAUAUAUAAGGUAUUAUUGUUUGUCGUUAACUAGGCGAAUAGUACGAGCGGCUGCUACGGCUGUUUUUGAGGUUACGUCCUGCUAAGUUUAUAAUAGAGAGAACGAAAACGAAAUCAAAACAGAACUGGUGAAAAUGUCGUCCUCGUCAGCAGCUCAUGCAGAGAAAGAUCUUGAUUUGUCAAAUGCAGGUCGAGGCGUUUGGCUCGUCAAAGUACCAAAAUACAUAGCCAGCAAAUGGGAAAAAGCUCCCGGCAAUAUCGAAGUCGCAAAACUUAGGAUAACGAAACAUGUCAAGCAAAAAGCAGAAGUGACGUUAAAGCUCUCAGAAGCUGUUUUAGCACUCAAGGAACCUGGGGAACAAGAUAUUCCAAAGCAACAUAAAUUAGACGUUACAACAGUUAUUCACCAAACGCUAGGAGUUUUUUCUCAUUUACCAUCACCAAAUAAUGCAGAUACUUCAGCACCAGAAGCAGACAAAUUGAGUAUGGAAGGGAAGAUCGUGCAAAAAUUAGAAUGUAGACCUCACGCUGACAACACCUACAUGAAAUUAAAACUUGAAAGUAUCAAAAAAGCUUCGAUCCCCCAAAGACAAGUACAGCAAUUACAGAGAGCAGUUCAAAACUUUAAACCUGUCUCUGAUCAUAAGCACAAUAUUGAAUAUGCUGAGAAAAAGAAAGCAGAAGGCAAGAAAAUGCGAGAUGAUAAAGCUGUUGUUCUGGAAAUGUUAUUUGCAGCAUUUGAAAAGCAUCAGUACUACAACAUUAAAGAUCUUGUAAAAAUAACAAGGCAACCUGUGGUGUAUCUGAAAGAAAUUUUGAAUGAAGUUUGCAAUUAUAACUUAAAAAAUCCUCACAGAAAUAUGUGGGAAUUGAAACCAGAAUAUAGACAUUAUAAGGAUGAAAAACCUGCAAAUGCUGAAAGUUCGAAAGAUAAUGAUUCUGAUUAGUAAUACUUGAAUUAUCUUUUUAUUAAAGUUGUAUUUAUGAAUGUGUUAAGAUUUCUUGAGAGAAAAAAUGAGUUUGUUUUUAUUAACGAGAAGUAAAUAUCAAUUUAUUUUCUACUUACAUAAAUAUUCUUUGGACAUAGCAAACAAGAAAUUAAUAAGUGUACAAAAAUAACUUCUAUUGACUACAUUAUCUACAGCAACUUUAUUGCUGUUGUGAUACAAUUUUAUAUAAUGAAUAAAGGCUAUUUUUCACUAUA